AUGACGGCCGGCGGUAACCAGCAAUUCACGAUGGGCAUUUCUCAAAUCUACUGUGCCGUAUGCGGAGCUCCAAUGCUUAGCAACGGGCUUGUAGAAAACGGCUCCAAGAAAUGGCUGAACGAGAGUGUGCUGUUGACCACUGCCAAACGAGCCGAGCACGACGAGGGUGUCACGAUUGACGAGUACUGCCCGCCAGGCUUGCACUCAACGUACCACUUCGUCUUGGGCCCCAAACCUUCACCAGACGAGCAGAGAACGGUCCUCCAACUCGAGGCUGAGGCGGACGACACAGGCCGAUUUCUCAUCCUGGAUACUACUACUGCUCCUUCCGUGUCAGGCAAGCUGUUAGCUGCCAUGUGCGUCGAGAUCGACAAGCCCAAACCACCUCCAGGACCACCCGAACACGGCGCACCGCUCUACCUCCCCGUCCACCGCGCCUGUCUCGAGCUCGCCAACCGCUUCAUCAGCAGCACAGAAACAUCUCUCCUCAGCGGCCAGACCGUUGCGCCAGAUGGCAUCACGUCCAUCCGACAGCUGUGGGAAGUCCUGUAUCGUCGAUUGCCUUGGACGCUCCACGGUCGGACGUGGGUGCUUCCCUCGCCGCAGGAGUACUUUGGCGGCGAGCUCUACCGCAACCUUAGCUAUGAGCCAGACGAUGAUCCCGAGGCCGCUGCGCUGCAUGAGCAGAAUCCGAUACAGAUUCCUGAUCUCACUGCUUCGGUCCUACAGAACCUCAGACCACUCGAUGCAGAAAGCGGCAGCAGCAGUCAAGACAGCGAGUGGUUCUUUGAAGCCCUCAUCACUGCAAAGCUAUGUCCCUGGCUCUGGGAUCUCGAUACCGACGUCAUGCGUGAAAAGCAUCGGACCGGGCAUUGGGACUGGACGCAUCUUGCGCGUGGGCUUACCCAUGAGAACGUCAUUCAACCGCCCGCAUCAUCGGGAGACAAUGGUGGUGACCUCCAGCUUAGCUUGCAACUGCGGAACCGACGCCGGAUCUGGCGCCUUCUGGAAGAGGCACGUGUUGACGAUGUCGCGACCACGGAGGAGGAAUUGAAGGCAGCGAGGGGGAUGACAUAG
Cryphonectria parasitica EP155 is the source of this 1077-nucleotide messenger RNA. RefSeq lists its product as uncharacterized. The transcript has 2 exons. NCBI's taxonomy places the organism in Eukaryota, Fungi, Ascomycota, Sordariomycetes, Diaporthales, Cryphonectriaceae. The record is from RefSeq and is a predicted model, not a curated record. The coding region runs from base 1 to 1077 and encodes 358 amino acids.